Messenger RNA from Sphenostylis stenocarpa, 915 nucleotides. NCBI's taxonomy places the organism in Eukaryota, Viridiplantae, Streptophyta, Magnoliopsida, Fabales, Fabaceae. The record is from the annotation of a GenBank genome assembly.
AUGGCUUGCAGCGCUAGAAACAUCAGCAGAGUUUACAAAGGAAUCUUCCAAACCCUGUUCAACAUUGGAACUUUAAGGCCAAGAUUCGUGCAUUCGUGUCCAACCUCGUUGAUCCAGAACCUUCUCAAGUUCCGAAGAGACAAGCCCACGGACCAAUUGCAUCGAGCCCUAGAUCAGUGCGGCGUCGACCUCAACCACCACCUCGUUCUCGACGUCCUGCGACGACAUCGUUCCGAUUGGCGACCCGCCCACUUGUUUUUCAACUGGUCCAAAACCGCCGGCUACGAACCCAGUUCCGAUGUCUGCAACGAGAUGAUCGAUAUUCUCGGCAAAAUGAAGCGCUUUCAGGAGUUGCACCAAUUGCUCGACGAAAUAUCAAAGAUAGAGGGACUUAUCGACGAAAAAAUGUUUGCCACCCUGCUUCGUAGGUUCGUGUGUUCUCAUAAAGUGGACGAUGCAGUUCAGUUAUUCCGCAGGAGGAAGGAGUUCGGAUUGGAUCUUGGUUCCGAGGCUUUUUGCACCCUCUUGAUGUGGCUGUGCAGGUACAAGCACGUGGAAGAGGCCGAAACGUUGUUCCAUAAUGUGAUGAAGAAGGAUUGGAGUGCCGAUAUAAAGACCUGGAACGUGAUCCUGAAUGGUUGGUGUGUUUUGGGGAACGUGCAUGAGGCAAAGAGGGUGUGGAGAGACAUAGUGGCUUCUCCAUGCAAGGCUGAUGUAUUCAGUUAUGCCAUCUUCAUCAAGGCAUUGACCAAGAAAGGAAAACUUGGGACGGCACUGAAGUUGUUCCGUGGCAUGUGGGACAAGGGUUGUAGGCCGGAUGUUGUGGUAUGCAACUGCAUCAUUGAUGCUCUCUGUUUCAAGAAGAGGAUUCCUGAGGCGUUGGAGAUUUUCCGUGACAUGAGUGAGCGAGGUUGA